Messenger RNA from Juglans regia (Persian walnut), 952 nucleotides. RefSeq names its product transcription repressor MYB6-like. Bases 130 to 615 code for a protein of 161 amino acids. The record is from RefSeq and is a predicted model, not a curated record. The transcript has 3 exons. Lineage: Eukaryota; Viridiplantae; Streptophyta; Magnoliopsida; Fagales; Juglandaceae.
UAUAGUAAACCCCACCAAUAUUUCAUUCUCUUGUUCUUUCUGAAUAUCUGCACUGAAUUCUUAGGGCUUUUUUUCCCUUUUAUCUGUGCGCAUGCUUUGAUCGAUCUUUCUGUGGGGUUCAGUCCGUCGAUGAGGAAGCCUUGCUGUGAAAAGAAAGAGACUAACAGAGGAUCAUGGUCCCAGGAAGAAGACCAGAAACUCAGUGAUUACAUCAAACAACACGGCGAAGGUUGUUGGCGUUCACUUCCCAAGGCUGCUGGGUUGCGUCGUUGUGGUAAGAGUUGCAGACUCAGAUGGAUAAAUUAUCUAAGGCCAGGCCUAAAACGCGGCAACUUUGGAGAAGAUGAAGAGGAUUUGAUCAUCAGGCUUCAUGCUCUCCUUGGGAACCGAUGGUCACUGAUAGCGGGAAGGUUGCCUGGACGGACGGACAACGAGGUAAAGAACUACUGGAACUCUCAUCUAAGGAAAAAGCUAAUACAGAUGGGAAUUGAUCCUAAAAAACCACAUCAGCUGGGAGGCAAAGGUCUUCACAUCAAAACCUGUCUGCCAGACUUGAAUCUUGAUCUUACACUAAGCAACACAGCUCCAAGUACUACUCUUGUGGAAGAGAGCUAGCUUUCAUGGCCUCUGAUCUUCUAUAAUCAAAGUAGUUAGCUCAUAUAUAUAUAUAUAUGAUCUGUUGGUGCAAAACUGGAGAUCGACUAAAAAUAACAUCCAAACUUAUCUCACGUAUUUUAGCAGUGGAGGAGUUAUAUAUUUAUAGCAUGUUAGUGGUGAUGAAUAUAUUUGUGUGAAGUAGUAUAUGGCUAGAGAUUGUAUUUUUCUAAAUGUCUCAUCAUGCCAUACCUGCUUUUAUUAUAUUCUUCGAAACGGGACUGAAUUAAUAUAUGUAAUUUGACUGUAGUUAAUUAGUACUACUUUAGUUAUAUAUUUCUAACAAGCUACAGAUAUA